ACGGGUAGCUGCUCUGCACAGCGUAAAUAAAGCAAAAAACCCAGCUCGAAUAAUCAAAGAAAACGUGUCGUUUUCUCACUUUUAAAAGUUUGUAGUCAUUGAAAUAUACAGUUUAUUUAAGUAUGAUUUAAGUGGAUUAACAUUUAAAGGUGGAAUUUCAGAGUAUGGAAACGGGAGGCUCGAAGAAAAUGCGACCCAGGGAGCUGCCGCCUCUUCCACAGCGAGGGCAACGAGCACUUCCCACAAUGCCGAGUCAAGACACAGCUGGAGACGUACCGGUACCAAAACACAAGAAGAAGAGGGUGAGGAAAGAGGCAAAUGGAGUCGACGAUAUGGACGAUCAGGGGAUGGAGAUGGGAGGUCUGGGCAGCAGGAGGGUAUCUGAGGUAGGGGAGCAACUCACCUUCGAAAGCACGAACGACGCUCCACCGCAGAGGAGGAGGAGGAAAAAGAAAAGUGCCACUAUAGAUCUUGAAGACGACCAAGCCGACCUGGUGAACGGAGACACACCUGAUCAGACCACCGACGGAGAGGAAGUAGUCAAAAAAACCAAAAAGAAGAAGAAGUCGAAAGUCGUUGAAUCGCAGCUUCCCGAUGAGCUGGACAUAGAAGAGGAUGACAUCAUCACCGACACCCCGCCUCCUAUCCCCCAGCAUUCCUUGUUCUCGGCGCCGCAGGGCCAGAGCCAGCCGGUCGGAAAGGUUUUCGUAGAGAGGAACAAGCGUUUCCAGGCCGCAGAGCGCUCAGACUGGAGGAAGACCAGCGACCAGAUGGAAAACCUGGCGGACUUCCAGCACAUUCAGCCGCUGUGGACCACCAGAGACGUUUCUCUCAGGGUGCACGAAGGCUUCAGGGUGUUCGGUCUGUAUUGUCACGGCUUCCUGGCGGGCUACGCCGUGUGGAACAUAGUGGUGGUGUACGUGUUAGCCGGGCAGCACCUCACCUCUCUGUCCAACCUGCUGGAGCAGUACAACAGUCUGGCUUAUCCAUCCCAGUCUCUGCUCUACAUGCUGCUGGCCAUCAGCACAGUGGCCGCUUUCGACAGAGUGAACCUGGCCAAAGGCUCGUUGGCUCUGCGGGAGUUCAUCACGCUGGACCCCGUUGCUCUCGCCUCGUUCUUAUAUUUCUCAGCGUUGGUCCUCUCUCUCAGCCAGCAGAUGACCAGUGAUCGAAUCAACCUCUACCCGGCGUUCAACACGACGUUAUGGCCUCCGGGAUCAGAGCACCAGAUUCUCCACCCGUGGGUGACAGUUAAUCUGGUGGUGGCUCUAUUAGUGGGUCUGGCCUGGAUCUUCAUCGCCACCCGACCCGAGACUGACUACACUGAGUGUUAUCUGAUGGCCAUGGAGAUCGAGCCUCCCAAACUGGAGGACAAAUCAGAAAUGACGGCCUGAGAAACCGUCACUGUAUAUCUGCUCUCAGACACUCUGUACAGCUUUGUUGUCAUUUUGCACAUAUUCUUUUUUUUUGCACUGUAUUUUAACAGUGAAGUCUGAAUGUGUAGAUUUAUUUUUGUAUUUUUGAAACGUGUUUGUCUUUUUAAAUACAGGGUUUUAUCCAACAAAUCCAACAACGCCUCUUUA
Thunnus maccoyii (southern bluefin tuna) is the source of this 1583-nucleotide messenger RNA. RefSeq names its product transmembrane protein 237b (gene tmem237b). Lineage: Eukaryota; Metazoa; Chordata; Actinopteri; Scombriformes; Scombridae. Bases 165 to 1394 code for a protein of 409 amino acids. The record is from RefSeq and is a predicted model, not a curated record. Gene Ontology annotation, biological process: cilium assembly. Gene Ontology annotation, cellular component: ciliary transition zone. The transcript is spliced from 14 exons.